Messenger RNA from Penicillium malachiteum, 429 nucleotides. RefSeq lists its product as uncharacterized. NCBI's taxonomy places the organism in Eukaryota, Fungi, Ascomycota, Eurotiomycetes, Eurotiales, Aspergillaceae. Gene Ontology annotation, molecular function: transmembrane transporter activity. The coding region runs from base 1 to 429 and encodes 142 amino acids. The transcript has a single exon. The record is from RefSeq and is a predicted model, not a curated record. Gene Ontology annotation, biological process: transmembrane transport.
AUGUCUAGCAUCCCAGCGGUGUUUUUCAUGGCUGUUGAAUACGGAAUCAUGACUGCUUGCACGACAGUCCCAGUCACAACUCUAUCCUCCGUUAUGACACUCCCACCUUAUAAUUUUGGAUCAUCUCAAAUUGGACUCAUGGGAAUUCCACCUUUUCUCGGUACAAGCUUGGGAGCUCUGAUCUGUGGUCCAUUGAGUGACUAUAUUGCGCUUCGCUUGGCACGAAGAAAUAACGGAAUCUUCGAACCAGAAAUGCGUCUUUGGCUUUCUUUAAUUUUUACUCCUUUUGUGCCCGCAGGUCUAUUUAUGUUUGGCAUUGGACUGAAUAAUGGCUCGCACUGGCUCUUGCCUGCGUUCGGGCUUGGAGUCACUGGGUUUGGUGUUGUUCCGGCUAGUAGUGCUGCACUGACAUACCGAUGCGUACACUGA